Messenger RNA from Harpia harpyja (harpy eagle), 7845 nucleotides. RefSeq names its product SET binding factor 1 (gene SBF1). The transcript has 43 exons. The record is from RefSeq and is a predicted model, not a curated record. The coding region runs from base 22 to 5889 and encodes 1955 amino acids. NCBI's taxonomy places the organism in Eukaryota, Metazoa, Chordata, Aves, Accipitriformes, Accipitridae.
CCGGCCGCGCGAAGGGCCAAGAUGGCGGCGGUCGGCGGGGUGCGCGGGCGGGCGGGGAGCGCGGCGGCGGCGGCGGGGGGGGCUGUGAGCGCGGCGACAGCGGCCGCCGCCCCCGCCAUGGCCCGCCUGGCCGACUACUUCGUCCUGGUGGGCUACGACCCCGGCAAGCGCGGGAGUGGGGAUGGACAGGGACAGAUACUCCAGCGUUUCCCGGAGAAGGACUGGGAGGACAACCCCUUUCCCCAAGGCAUCGAGCUGUUCUGCCAGCCCAGCGGCUGGCAGCUCUUCACGGAGAGGAACCCCCCCACCUUCUUUGUGGCUGUGCUGACCGACAUCAACUCGGAGCGGCAUUACUGCGCCUGCUUCACCUUCUGGGAGGCCGUCGAGAGCGCACAGCCUCAGAGCCACCCCAGGAAUGGUGAAGGGGAGGAGGAGGAAGAGGAGCCAUCGUCUCCUGUUCAACCCGCGCAGCUAUUUGCUCCCAAAAGCUUGGUGCUGGUAUCACGGCUGGACCACGCGGAGGUGUUCAGGAACAGCCUGGGUUUGAUCUAUACCAUCUACGUGGACGGACUGAGUGUGUCCUUGGAGAAUGUUAUUGGGAACCUCCUGACGUGUACCAUCCCCAUCACCGGGGGAGCUCAGCUUGACGCGGACGACGAAGCAGCGAGGACGAUCUCUCUGGGAGCAGGGGACAGGCAGGUGAUCCAGACACCCAUCAAUGACUCGCUUCCCGUCAGCAGCUGCAGUGUGGCCCUGCUCUUCCGCCAGCUUGGCAUCACCAACGUGCUGUAUCUCUUCUGUGCAGCGCUUACUGAACACAAGAUCCUGUUUCUCUCCAGCAGUUACCAGAGGCUGACCGAUGCCUGCCGGGCUCUCCUUGCGCUUAUGUUCCCCCUCAAGUACAGUUUCACGUACGUGCCCAUCUUGCCUGCGCAGCUCCUUGAGGUACUGAGCACGCCAACACCCUUCAUUAUCGGAGUCCACUCCAUCUUCCAGUCGGAGACGCAGGAGCUGCUGGAUGUUGUUAUCGCAGACCUCGAUGGCGGGACGGUGAAUGUCCCUGAGUGUGUACAUAUCUCCCUGCUCCCCGAACCUUUACUCCAGCAGACCCGGGAAGCCCUCUCCAUGGUCUUGGACCCAGAGCUGGAGGUGGCAGAUCUCGCAUUCCCCCCUUCAACGAUUUCUGCUUCUUCUCUCAAAAUGCAGGAUAAGGAGAUCCGUGCUGUCUUCCUCCGCUUGUUCGCGCAGCUGCUUCAGGGCUAUCGUUGGUGUCUGCACAUUAUCCGCAUCCAUCCUGAGCCGGUCAUCCGAUUCCAUAAGGCAGCCUUCCUUGGGCAGAGGGGGCUGACGGAGGAUGACUUCCUCACCAAGGUGCUGGAGGGUAUGGCAUUUGCUGGCUUCGUGACUGAGCGGGGGGCCCCGUACCGCUCGAUCGACCUGUUUGAUGAGCUUGUGGCUUAUGAAGUGAAGCGCAUGCGUGCAGAAGAGGGGAACAAGCAGAAAAUACUGCGGCACAUCAAGGAGCUGGCGGAGAAACUUUACAAAAACGAGAACCCCUACCCCGCGGUGACCAUGCACAAGGUGCAGAAGCCCACGGAAGGCUGUCACCUGCGCCUCCACCAGAAGCCUUUUCCCCGUUUGGAUGAGGGGACAGUGCAGUGGAUCAUCGACCAGGCCACUGCCAAGCUGCAGACGGCUCCUCCUGCUGUGAAGGCGGAGAAGAAAUGCAUGGUGCCAUCAGGACCCCCCAUCGCUGCCAUCAUGGAGCGCAACGGCAAUGCCCUGGCCAACAGUGCCCGUCGCCUGGAGGUCGUCAGAAACUGCAUCUCCUACGUCUUUGAGAACAAGAUGUUAGAAGCCAAAAAGUUAUUCCCUGCUGUACUGCGUGCCAUGAAGGGCCGAGCAGCCAGGCACUGCCUGACCCAGGAGCUGAACCUGCAUGUGCAGCAGAACCGGGCAGUGUUGGAUCACCAGCAGUUUGAUUUCAUAAUCCGCAUGAUGAACUGCUGUUUGCAGGACUGCACUGCCAUGGAUGAGCAUGGGAUUGCAGCCGCUCUCUUGCCACUGGUCACUGCUUUCUGCCGAAAACUGAGCCCGGGCAUCACGCAGUUUGCCUACAGCUGUGUGCAGGAGCAUGUGGUGUGGACCAACAUCCAGUUCUGGGAGGCCAUGUUCUACUGCGAUGUGCAGAACCACAUCCGAGCCUUGUACCUGGACAACAACGAGGAGAACCACACGGAUGAGGAGAGCACAGAGGGGCCACAGGAAGCCAAGUCUGCCCUGGAGAUAGCAUCAGAGCAGCUGAGGCUCUGGCCCACCAUGAGCCGAGAGAAACAGCAGGAGCUGAUCCAAAAGGAGGAGAGCACUGUUUUCAGCCAGGCCAUCCACUACGCCAACCGCAUGAGCUACCUGCUGCUGCCUCUCGACACCAGCAAGAACCGCCUGCUACGCAGCUCUGGGCUGGGGGACGUGGAGAGCGUCAGCAACAGCUUUGUCACCAACAGCAUCGCUGGCAGUGUGGCUGAGAGCUAUGACACAGAAAGUGGAUUUGAGGAUGCAGAGAGUUCCGAUGUGGCCAACUACGUGGUGCGAUUCAUCAACCGCUUUGUGGACAAAGUCUGCACGGAGAGUGGAGUCACCAACGAGCACCUCAAGGGGCUGCAUGUCAUGAUCCCUGAUAUUGUGCAGAUGCACAUAGAGACACUGGAUGCCGUGCACAGGGAGAGCAAGAGGCUUCCUCCCAUCCAGAAGCCAAAGCUGCUGCGCCCCAACCUGUUGGUGGGUGAGGAGUGUGUGAUGGAAGGGCUCCGCGUGUACCUCAUGCCUGAUGGACGGGAAGAAGCUGCUGGAGGGAAUAUUGGUGGUCCACCUCUCCUCCCCGCAGAAGGAGCCAUCUUCCUCACCACUUACCGCAUCAUCUUCAAAGGCACUCCCACGGACCCUCUGGUGGGGGAGCAGGUGGUGAUCCGAUCCUUCCCCAUCGCCUCACUGACCAAAGAGAAGAAGAUCAAUAUCCAGGCCCAGGUGGAUCAGUUCAUCCAGGAGGGCUUGCAGCUGCGCUCGUGCACAUUCCAGUUGCUGAAGAUUGCCUUCGAUGAGGAGGUGGCUUCAGACAGCGCUGAGGUCUUCAGGAAGCACCUGCACAAGCUGCGCUACCCCCAGCACGUGCGUGGCACCUUCGCCUUCACCGUGGGCCAGUCACCCAAGCAAGCCAUGCAGCCCAAGGCCAAGGAGAAGAACCCCUCGCUCAGGACACUCUCCAAAAACCUGGUGAAAAAUGCCAAGAAAACAAUCGGCCGCCAGUACGUGACGCGAAAGAAAUACACGCCGCCCACGUGGGAGCAGCGGAGCAGCCAGCACUUCCCAGAGGACAACGAGGAUGAGAUCUCAGUGUCUGAAGAGAUGGACAGAAGCACUUUGACCCCCACCACCACCAUCAAACCUUCGGACAAGAUGACCAUCAACCACCUGGUGGAGCGAGCCUGCUGCCGCGACUACCAGCGGAUGGGGCUGGGCACCCUCAGCAGCAGUCUCACCCGCUCCAAGAACGAGCCCUUCCGCAUCUCCACCGUGAACCGCAUGUACGCCAUUUGCCGGAGCUACCCCGGGCUGCUCAUCGUGCCACAGAGCAUCCAGGACAACACAAUCCAGCGGAUCUCCCGCUGCUACCGCCAGAACCGCUUCCCCGUGGUGUGCUGGCGAAACUCCCGCACCAAGGCCGUGCUGCUGCGCUCGGGGGGGCUGCACGGCAAGGGCGUCGUGGGCCUCUUCAAGUCCCAGAACGCACCCACCGCAGGCCCGUCGCAGACGGACUCCACCAGUUUGGAGCAGGAGAAGUACCUGCAGGCCGUGAUCAACUCCAUGCCGCACUACGCCGACGCCAGCGGGCGCAACACGCUCAGUGGCUUCACCUCCGCGCACAUGAGCAGCUCAGAUUUCUCCGACAAGAGACAGCCUAAGCUGGGAUCGCUCAUGAAGCAGGUGAUGGGAGGGAAGGACGAUGGGCCCGGUACUAUUAGCCGCGGAGGGCUCGGUCACAGAGCUAGGGUCAUCACUCUCUCCACCCCCAAGUGUGUGUCGGCGAAGGGCCGCGAGACGCCCCGAGGCAAGUGGGGCAGCAUCCGAGCCAGCGGGCGCAUGAGCAGCUAUGCCCUGAACAUGGAGAUCGGGUCGCGCCUGGCUGGGAAGGACCUGCUGGGUGCCCAGCACAACGGUACGCCCUCGGAGGCCAGCUUCCUGCGCCAGCACCGGGCCUCGCUCUACAUCAUCGGGGACAAGUCACAGCUGAAGGGGGUGAAACCGGACCCGCUGCAGCACUGGGAGGUGGUUCCCAUCGAGGUGUUUGACGUGCGGCAGGUGAAGGCCAGCUUCAAGAAGCUGAUGAAGGCCUGCGUGCCCGGCUGCCCCUCCACUGACCCCAGCGUCGCCUACUUGCGGUCCCUGGAGGAGUCCGAGUGGCUGUCCCAGAUCCAUAAGAUCCUGCAGAUUUCGGUGUUGGUGGUGGAGCUCCUGGACACGGGCUCCUCUGUGCUGGUCAGCCUGGAGGACGGCUGGGAUAUCACCACGCAGGUGGUCUCCUUGGUGCAGCUGCUGUCGGACCCCUACUACCGGACGCUGGAGGGCUUCCGCCUGCUCGUGGAGAAGGAGUGGCUGUCCUUCGGGCACCGCUUCAGCCACCGCGGAGCCCAGACCCUCGCCGGCCAGAGCAGUGGUUUUGCCCCCAUCUUCCUGCAGUUCCUGGACUGCGUACAUCAGAUCCACCUGCAGUUCCCCAUGGAGUUUGAGUUCAGCCAGUACUACCUGAAGUUCCUCAGCUACCACUACAUUUCCAACCGUUUCCGGACGUUCCUGCUGGACUCUGACUACGAGCGCAUCGAGCUGGGACUCCUUUACGAGGAGAAGGGUGAGCGGAAGAGCCAGCAGGUCUACAAGUCCAUCUGGGAUUACAUCGACCGGCUCAACAAGAAAGCCCCCAUCUUCUUCAACUACAUGUAUGCACCUGAGGAUGGGGAGGUGCUAAGGCCCUACAGCAACAUUUCCAACCUGAAGGUAUGGGACUACUAUACGGAGGAGACGCUUUCUGAGGGCCCCUCCUAUGACUGGGAGCUGACGCAGGGGCAGCCAGAGCACGUGGAGGAGGCAGAUCGGCAGGACACCAGUGCCCCCCAGACGAAGCGCAAGAUCAUCUGGCCGUGCUACGACAACCGCAGCCGCGUGGAGCCCGACGCCAUCUCCAAACUGCUGGAGGAGCUGCACAACCUGGAGAUGGAGCUGGGGCAGGUCCCGGAGCGCUGGAAGGACACGUGGGACAAGGUCAAAGCUUCCCAGCGCACCGAGGCGCGGCAGGAGGGCAGCCGGACCCCCAGCUCCCUGCUGAUGUCCUCCAGCCUCUCCCACCACCGGCGCUCGCUGGGUGUGUACCUGCAGGAGAGCGGCGUAGGCUCUACCCUCAACCUCAGCCUCGACAGUGACACCAGCAGCACCUCCACACCCUCCAGCGGGAAGCAGGGUGGCCGCAAGAGCACCAGCACGCUCUACAGCCAGUUCCAGAUGUCGGAGAGCGAGAACAGGUCCUAUGAGGGGUCGCUGUACAAGAAGGGAGCCUUCAUGAAACCGUGGAAGCCUCGCUGGUUCGUGCUGGAUAAAACCAAACAUCAGCUGCGGUACUACGACAGCCGGAUGGACACGGAGUGCAAAGGAGUCAUUGACCUGGCUGAGGUGGAGUCCAUCACCCCAGGAACCCCCACCAUGGGGGCCCCCAAGACGGUGGACGAGAAAGCCUUCUUCGAUCUGAAGACGACGAAACGAGUUUACAAUUUUUGCGCCCAGGAUGUGCAGCUAGCCCAGCAGUGGAUCGACCGCAUCCAGAGCUGCUUGUCGGACGCGUGAGACUGGCUCAGAGGAGCCUCUAUUCCAGGCACAGAGUCUCCCGGGCCCCAGCACGUGGAGCAGAGGCAGUGCCCAGGCUCGUGUCCGAGCCAGGGCUGUGACUGACUGGAGAGGAGGAGAUGGCCUUCCCUCCCAUCUGCCACGGGUGGGCUGUGCUGGGGAGCCCGCGGCCACGCACCCCCCAGGCGGCAGUGGGGGCAGGAUCGGUAUGUUACACUAUGGUAGGACUGUGUAGUGGAGGAAUUCCUCGCGUUGAAGCAGGCUGGGGGUGCAGGCGGGAGCCUGUCCCGCUCUCUCCUCCCAGGCCUGUCUGAGCCCUGUAAUUACUGUGUGUCCUCUGUGCACCUCCCGCGCCGGGCGGCCCUGCUCCAGCUCUCUGCGGCAGCAGGGGUGUCAUCAACCGGCUGGGGAGGGUGCACCUCACCUCCAGCCCACCCAGUGCUGCUGGAGAAAGCGGGAGCUGCCUGCCUGCCUCGUCCUCCCCACGGCUUGCAUGUCUGCCAGAGCAUCCACGGGGGGAGAACCAGCCCUGCUCCCUCCUCGUAGCGCAGUAGCUGGCCUAAGCGUGUCCUGGGCUUUGCUGCCGUCUUGCUGGAACUGGGGAUCUGCAGCUCAGGGUGCCGGUGUUCGCGGAGGUGACUCGCCUGAACGCUGGGACCAUCCUGACCCGGCCGGCGUCCCCCUGGCAGCAGCCAGAGCAUCCCAGCCCUGAACCUCACCUGGCCCAGACUUCCACAGGAACAAAUGGGCAUGGCUGCUGUCUGCCCGGGAGUGGUGGUGGUUGUAGCUGCAGGCGCUGGACUCUGUGUCUCAGCAGGGGACGUGGAUGUGGCCACUCCGCUCCCAGCAGGCAGGUGCCUGUUUAGGCUGUGACCAAGGGCCUCCCUGUCCUAGUUGGGGCACAGCCUCUACCUCCACCGUCAGGCUUGCUGUCACAGGGGCGGGGGGGGGCACGUUCCCCAUGGGAGGUGCCAAAUGCUGCACCCUCCUGAGCGCCCUGGUCCGGUUCCCUCUGUCCCCUUGCAUGGGGGAGGACCAGCCCAGCCCCUGGGACGAGGGCUCCUGCUCGGCUGCAGCCAGGGCCUCUGGCUGAGGGUCACCACCGGCUGUGACGCCAGGGCUGGGACACGGCUGGGCACAGCGGUGCUGGCAGGUGCCACCCGGUCUCUUUGCACAGGCCACCCCCCACCCCACGCAGCCCUCCCGCGGAAAGGAGGGGGCAGCACCUCAGAGGGCACCGCACAGCGCUGCCCUCUUCUCCCCCUCCCUGAGCCCCCCCCCGGUCCCCAGGGCUUGUGCUCUGCCCCACGCUGUCAGGCCGAGCCUGCUGGCAGAGGGGUCUCAGCAGGAGCCCUGGACCGCAGGCGGGCAGGUUUGCCCUGCAGCAGCGCAGCGCUGCUGGGGGUUGCGCGUCCCACUGCCUGCUGCCACCUUCCCUGCUUGUUGCUGUCACUGUGUCAGUGCAAAGGGGGAAUCUCGGUACAGAAACGGAUCCUGCAGCACCUCAUCCAUCCCCUGCACUGGUGUGAAUGCGGAGGGGGUUUGGUCCCACUCCGCCUGAGGGUCGCUUGCCAGGAACCUAGAGGCGUUGUGAGGUUGUCCAGGACCUGCUGCCACUGUGCCGGCUGGGGCCUGACCCUCCCGCCUCCCCGCAAGCUCGGCCAGCUCUUCUACCUGUCUUGUUUUUAAAGGAGUACAAUGUUUUAUUUCAGUGCAGAACUCUUUGUACAGUCUUAACCCCCAGGUUCCCCUCUUUGUUUUAUUGUACAUUAAUGGCUGUGGCAGGUAGCUGGUGUAACAUGGAGGUUUUUGUAACUUACCUGAGCAGUUGUAGAUUAUUGAAGUUUCUGUACAUUGUGUCAAACAUACAGAGUCCUUGUAUUGUAUUGUGCCUAGAGGAAAAAGGUUAUUAUAUAAAGAGAAAACUAACUGAAUUUAAUAAAAAAAUUAAUAUGA